UAAAUUUAUAGAUCAUUUAAUUUUGACUGUGUCUUAACAUCGUACACAAAAUAAUGUGUAGAAUAUUAUUAAGGGUUUUAUUUGCUUUGAAUUUUCAAUUUGUUUUAUCAAGCUUAUUGAUAAAUGGAGAUAAAAAUAUGUGCAGUGAUUUAAGCUUACUUAUCAAUGAAGAUAUUGACUUUUUGAAACAAGAAAACAUCAAGUGUGUGUACUCGAAUGUAUUUAAGUUAAAGAAAGGAGUGUUAAGUGCAGAUAUUCAAAUUAAACAAAUUAAUAAUGAAGAUGUACUUAAAUUUUUCCUAUAUUCUAAAAGAACUGAAAGUGUCGUUGCACGAAAAACGUUCAAAAAAGAAGAUUUAUUCAAUGGAUCACAAUCAAUUUAUUUGGACUUGAAUCCAGGAAGAAAUGGAGAUGGAUAUGUUAUUAUAUUCACUAAGUGCGCAAACUGCAAUGUCUCCAUACGAUCGCUACAAUUUUUACUCCAACCCUUUACUCAUGAAUCUACAAUCAACAGAAGAAAUUUACAAAGUCACAAUCGAUAUUUGGAAAAUAUUUUAAAUAAUGUAUUCAAUUCCAAAAGGAGACGUCGCUCCUUAUUUAAAACAGUCACACAACAUUUGAAUGAUCACCGUGAUUCACUGCUAAGAACAGAUGAAACAAUUAGUACUAAUGAAAACAUAGAAGUUACGGAAGCAAUAAGUAGCACCAAUACUGAGAUAUCAACAGAAAAUCCAAUUACAAAUACAGAAGUCAUUACAACUCAGAACACAGACCAAAGUUCUGAUGUUCCAACUUCAACAACUGAAUAUAUUGAUUCUACUAUUAUAGAUUCAACCUCUUUGUUAGAAAUUACAACAACUGAAAUCUCAGUUGAUCCAACAACAACAGAAACGACAGAAUUGUCUACUCAAAAUGCGAUCACUACGACGGAAUUCACUACUUUAGAACCUUCAACAGUUACAACUGAUGUCACAGAUUCUACUACACAACAUUUAAUUUCUACAACAGAAACAACUUUGAAUCCUACGACUGUUGAUUUUACAACUAUUACGACAGAUUCAUCAACGUCAGCAACAACAGAAUCUUUUACAACAAAUCCUUCUUAUGAGCCUACAACUGAAUUUACUGAUUCAUCUACUACAGCUUCAACUACAGAAGAGCCUUUUACUACCACAGAAUUCACUACAACUGAAAUCAUAACAGAGUCUUUUCCUACAAAUCCUACAACUGAUGUAACUGAUACUAGUUUAAUUACAACGGAAACAACUACUUUAGAUCCUAUUAUUGUUGACACAACAACAGAUUUAACAACAUUAGACCCUGAUACUACCACGGAAUUAACAAGUGAAAUUACCUCAGAAAUGAUUACCAAUCCCACCACAGUUGAAACAACAGUCGAUUUCACAGGUUCUACAGAAACAGAAACAACAACACAAUACCCUAUUACAAUAACAGAGAUAACAACAGAAAGUAGUACUACAGAUCAUACAACUGGUGUAACAGAUUCUAUUUCAACAGAUGCGACUACAACAGAGUUAACAACAUCGGAAAGUGUUCCAACAGAUGUGACUUAUUCCACUACAACAAUUAUAACAGAAUCUACUUCAGUUGAUCCUAUUACUACAACUGAGUUUUCAACAACGGAAAUCACAACAGAUCCGGUUAUUACAACUGAGUUCACAACAGAAAGUACUACUAUAGACCUUACACCUACAGAUACAACAACAGAUGUAACUGAUUCUACUACAACAAUUACAACAGAAUCGAGUACAACUGACUCUUUUACCACAACUGAGUUUACAACUACAGAAAGUUCUACUACAGACCUUUCAACAACAGAUGUAACUGAUUCCACUACAACAAUCAUAACAGAAUCAACAACAACAGAGCCUGUUACAACAACGGAAAGUACUACCACAGAUCUUACAACUAUUUAUAUAACAACAGAUGUAACAACAAGUACAACGGAACAUACUAUAGAAAGUAGUACCACAGAUCUUACAACAGGUGUAACUGAUUCCACUACAACAGAUUCAACAAUAACGGAACUUACGACAGAAAGUACUACCACUGAUCUUACGACUAUUGAUACAACAACGGAUGAAACUGAUUCUACUACAAUAACAACAGAAUCAACUACAACAGAUUUUUCAACAACUGAACAAACAACGGAAAGUAUUACUACAGACCUUACAACUGUUGAUACAACAACAGAUGUAACUGAUUCCACUACAACAAUAACAACAGACACAACGACAAUGGACCCUAUAACAAUAACGGAAUUAACAACGGAAAGUACUACUACAGAUCUUACAACAAGUUUAACUGAUUCCACUACAAUUAUUACAACAGAAUCAACUACAAUAGACCCAGGCACUACCCCAGUGCUUACAACGACUGAAGUUGUAACAACUACUAUAGAACCUAUCACCGACGAUACAACAAAUCCUAGUACAGAAUUUUCUACAACAACUGACUCUUCUACAUCAGAUUCUACAACUGAAAUUACAACAACUGAUGGUACAACAACUGAUGGUACAACAACUGAAGUAACUGACACGCCAAUACCAGGGCCACCAGAGGACACAGGAUAUUGGAUUUUGAUAACAAUAAUUAUUGUAGUGUCUGUAAUUGUUGUAAGUAUAGUAAUAUUUGCUGUUUAUAAGUUGAUAAAAACUCAACAGGCUUGGGAAAUGUCGCCUUUGAAACGGUCGUCGUAUAUGUCCGAUUUUGAUGGACUACCAACUUUGACGAAUCUCCCUAAGCGAAGAAGUGUUGAAGAUGGUUUUUGAGUAUUGUUCUUCCUCCUGGUGUUAGCUCUGGGUCUAUCUGGAGCAGAGCCAUGAAAUUUCUCCUGGAUUGAGUUAGUUAGGGUUUUACAUGACGUGACUCCCACGUGAACUGCACAAUCUUUGCAGUUAUCUGAAUGUCACGAUGUUUUCUCUCGCCGUAAGCGCAUCAGUUAACACUCAAACUAAUGUAGGUACAUAACUUGGUACUGCGUCAACUUAACACAUGGCAAAUAAAGGGUAUUGAGAAUUAUAAACAGGCAAGUAUAAUGAGAUGUUAAAUGACAGAAAAAAAUCAUAAUAAACUAUAAUCACACCAAGCAUUUCAUAUGUAAAGAGAAUAAUAAGUAAGAUAAAUAAGACUAUUAUUUUUACAUAAUAAAUUCUGAAAUUCAAUAAUUUGUUAUUGCUACGAUUGAUAUUCAUAGUUAUUUUUAUUUAAUAAGAAAAUUGGUGCCAAUAGUCCUAUAACCAAAUGCUGUUGUUGCUAUAAAAUAUAAAAAAGUUUUAUUGGAAACAAGAUAAAAAAUUUGUUCCUAUCUAAUUCUUUCUUUAUAUUUAGUUUUACAUAAAAUGUAUUGUCGCCCUUAGCGAAAUAUCAUUAAUUUAAGAUUACUUUGUACCUUAUUUCUGUAAUUAAAAACUGUGAUUAUAAGAUGAAUGAUAGUUAAUAUACGAAUAGUUUUGAAAAUAUAUAAUGUAAAUGAAUGUUAUUUAUGAACAGGAAUAUCCUAAUAAUAUAUUUGAAUUAUCAACGAAAUUCCUAGUUGUCGGUAUAAUAAAAGUAAAUUAAUUAUAUGACAAGAAUCUUAUCGCAUUUAUUGAAAUAUUUAUCACAAUAAAUCUAUUCAUCCAUUGCGUGGGUAAU
Molecule: messenger RNA, 3657 nt
Organism: Amyelois transitella
Lineage: Eukaryota; Metazoa; Arthropoda; Insecta; Lepidoptera; Pyralidae
Product: mucin-2
Exons: 2
Coding region: 54-2792 (912 amino acids)
Source: RefSeq, a predicted model, not a curated record